This is a messenger RNA of Cooperia oncophora, 417 nucleotides long. The record is from the annotation of a GenBank genome assembly. NCBI's taxonomy places the organism in Eukaryota, Metazoa, Nematoda, Chromadorea, Rhabditida, Trichostrongylidae.
AUGUCAGCAACUGUUUUAGGCAUUGAUACUCCAUUACCCAAAGAAGAGGUAGAAAGUUUUGUCAUAGCAUCCUUUAUGGAUGAGAGAAACCACAUUCCACCUCCAAGGACAAGGACGCGAAGAGCUGCAAACCCUGUGCCGUCACAACCGACCGCUGUUGAGCGUAAAUCAGUCAGGACGAAUCCUUUUAUGGGAGCUCGCGAAGAUGUGGAAGGAUGCCACGUGCAGAAUCUCUAUCUCAAUUUCGCUGAUAUUGGAUGGCGGGAAUGGGUAAUCGCACCGGAAGGCUACUCAACAAACUUCUGUGCUGGCGCCUGCUCUAGCGACUCCCCCAUGCAUAGCAAGAUGAACGCAACGAAUCAUGCCAUUGUUCAGACUUUGGUCCACCUAGUAGACCCAAAACGUGCAGAAGAGUAG